Hyla sarda is the source of this 3912-nucleotide messenger RNA. It is a transcript of the gene LENG8, whose product is annotated as leukocyte receptor cluster member 8. The record is from RefSeq and is a predicted model, not a curated record. The transcript has 16 exons. Lineage: Eukaryota; Metazoa; Chordata; Amphibia; Anura; Hylidae. The coding region runs from base 221 to 2635 and encodes 804 amino acids. Gene Ontology annotation, cellular component: nucleus.
GCGUCCGCCAUUUUGUGUUGUAGGAGCCAUCUCUGAUCCUCUCCGAGGAGGAAAUCGGUUGCUGUGAAGUAAAAACUCGGCGAGGUCCGAUUACCUGACCGGAAACACCCGGAGCGGCGAAGACCGAGAGCCGAGUGUGCUGGCCCUUGUAUAGGGGGCGGUUAUACGAGGCUCCGGCCCUGGUGAGGAGAGUCAGGUCUCGAGGAUACGAGUUUCCUGUAUGAGGUUACCCUUAAACUUUACUAUGGCUAACAACCACGCAGAGCAGCUGAAUCCUGAGUGGGUUCAGCAGUACAGUGCGGGUAGAGAUAGUGGUCCAGAGGCACCAAUGCAUGAGAAUCCGGAGUGGGAGAAGGCGCGGCAAGCUCUGGCUAACAUUAGUAAAGCCAGUGGGGGGAGUGCUACUAAAGGAUCGACAGAUGGGCAAGCUAAUGCACAGUAUUCAGCAUCCCAGAAUGACGCAGCGAUGCAACAACAGUAUUAUCAGUGGUAUUCGCAGUACAAUUACCAGUACGCCUACAACUAUUAUUACCCCAUGAAUGUGUAUGGUGGUUACAAUAAUCCUAAUCAGUAUAGUAUGACUGGCAAUUACCAAGGAUCAGCAUCACAACAGAGUCAACAAGCUGGACAGCAUCAGGGAAGUCUAAAUCAGCCCGGUGUUCCUGGUCUAGAGGAUGGAAUCCAAUACUCUAAUAUCCAGUCUCAAGUGUCUAGCUCAAAUAACCAAGCUACAUCACAUCACCAACAUGGCAACCAUAAUUUGCCACAGUCCAGUCUUCAGAACGCCUCAGGGGGAAACCAGCCCUCCCCCCAGCAUCCAUCCAGUAAUGCCGGCAGCUACAAUCAGCAUUCCUACAAUGAAGCUUCCAAACCAAAGAAAGGACAACUAUGGAACCGAAUGAAACAAGCUCCAGGAGCGGGUGGACUGAAGUUUAAUAUUCAGAAACGUCCUCUGGUGAUGUCCAAUCAGAACUUUGCAUCUAAUGAGCAGCACAGUAACAAUACUGGGUUAUCACAGCAAGCACGCAUGCACCACCACAUGUUACAGCAGCAGCAGCAAGCAGAGAAGAACCACGAACACAGCAGCAGUGCUUCCACAAAGCCAGAGGAUUGGCCCCCAGCCAUGAAAGAAUAUGUCCAACGUUGCUUUACUGCAUGUGAGAGUGAAGAAGACAAGGAUCGAACAGAAAAGCUGCUAAAGGAAGUCUUGCAAGCCAGGUUACAGGACGGAUCAGCCUACACCAUUGAUUGGAGUAGAGAGCCGUUGCCAGGUAAGGAUGGCAUAAAGGAAAGCCCAAAGAAAAAGCGAUGGGAGCAGACUACUUUGCAGUCUUCUCUUGGCAGCACUAUUACCGUCACACAGUCCUCCCGCGGUGGUGUCAAUAACAGUGCUAAUACACUAAGAGGACGAGGUAGCAGCUUUCCUACAAGGUUUGGGAACAGGAAUGUUUUUAUGAAAGACUCCAGCUCCUCUUCAAGCACUGGUUCAAGGUCAAGAUCCAGGUCAUCUUCACGCUCCCCCCACAGGCAAUACCGCCGCAGUGAUUCCGACUCUGAAAGCAGCUCAAUAUCUGCAAGUGAAAGCCGAUCAGGAGGUCGCAGGAACUUUCAGAAGGGACGAGGCCGGGGUGGUCAUAUGGAUCGAGGCCGUGGACGAAAUCAGCGGGGUAAAAGGAAUGAACAAAACUUAAACAAACGAAACCGCAAAAAGAAUAUGACCAUGGAUUUUGAGGAUCCAGAAAAAGAUUUCAAGAAAGAAAAGCGUGCUGCGCGUUUCCAGCAUGGGCACAGUCCUAAGAAGCUGCGUAUUGAGCCUUUAGUUUUGCAGAUUCAUAAUCUAGACGAAUCUGGUAGUUUGGACUGGAAUGAGCUGAAAAUUGUGGGAACUUCACAGGAUAUCACAAAAAUUUACCUACGUUUGACUUGUGCUCCAGAUCCAUCAACUGUUCGACCUGUUUCUGUUUUGCGCAAGUCUUUGACAAUGGUGAAGGGGCAUUUUAAGGAAAAACAAGACUAUGCAUUUGCGUGUGAACAGAUGAAAUCAAUUCGGCAAGACUUAACGGUCCAGGGCAUUCGUACAGAGUUUACUGUCGAAGUCUACGAGACCCACGCACGGAUAGCAUUGGAGAAGGGAGACCACGAGGAAUUCAACCAAUGUCAAGCACAGCUGAAAUCUCUAUAUUCUGAAAACCAUCUUACUGGAAACAUCGGAGAGUUUACAGCCUAUCGUGUUUUGUAUUACAUGUUCACGAAAAACUCUGGGGAUAUAACAACGGAGCUGGCAUAUUUGACCAAAGAGCUGAAGGAAGAUCCUUGUGUUGCACAUGCUCUUGCUCUUCGCAGUGCUUGGGCCCUUUCAAAUUAUCAUCGAUUUUUCAAGCUUUAUAGAGAAGCCCCCCGCAUGUCUGCUUAUCUCAUCGACAAGUUUGCAGAGAGGGAGAGGAAGGCAGCCCUUAAGGCCAUGAUUAAAACUUUUCGACCGAUGCUACCAGUUUCCUACGUUCAGUCAGAGUUGGGCUUCGAGAGUGAGGAGGAAUGCCAGAGUUUCCUGGCUUCUCUGUCUCUUGUGUAUGCAGGGAACGACAUCAGCAAGAUUGACUGCAAACAAAGCUUAGCAGUCUUGCCUAACUUCUAAACCAGGCUUUCUCUACUAGAAUCUUCCAGUGUGUUUUCAGACACAUGAUUUAACUCACACUGUGUGUGCGCAUGGGAAAUUCCACAUUUGGAUCUGUUUCCUCCAUGUUGAUUACCUCUGGUUCAGAGGGUACAGGCCAAGACUGGGCAUCCCAAACAAGGCAGUGUUGGGUUUCUCUGUUUUGCCAGAAUAUAGAUGAUUCUUAGAGCCCCAUUAGGCAUUAGUAUUAUCUUAUGUUUUGUUGACAGAUGUGCUAUUUCUCAACCCUUUUUGUAUAUAUAUUUAUAUAUAGCACAGUCAACAUAUAACUGGCAAACAUCCAGUCAGCAAGAAGAAAUUUCACAAGUUAGUAGAAAUGUUUUGUUAACUUGCACUCUGAAUGUCUUAAGGGUUUAUAUAGAAGGUACAAAUGUUGACAUACAUUGUAUCCGUGUCUUAGACUUUCGUAUAGCCCAUGUUCAGACCACAUAUCUGCAGUACAUGCUUGUAAGGAAGAGCCACUUUUCGUCUACUUUGUCCACAAUAUUAGAUGUCAGAUUGGAUGUACUAGCUUUUUAGUAAGCUAUGUAUAUAUUUGUAAAUAGAUUUUUUUUCAUUUUGAAGUGGAGGGUACAAGGGAUUUUCUACAAUGUUUUGUUGAAUCUGUUCAGCCUUUUGAGAUCUGUUUAUAAUGCGAAACUAACAAUGUCCCAGUUUCUUUUCUCUCUUUACCUCAUGUGCACAAAGCCUCUGUCCACAUGCUGCACAAGACACACCACCUACGUGUGCUUUGGGGAGAAGGCAUCAAACACAGGAAAAGUCAACUCAAAGAUUAGGAGAAGUGAAACAAGAUCAAUACACUGCUCUGCCUUUACUGAAUUAUCAGAGACUUUCUAAAGUAAAGAACUUUAACAUCCAACACAUUUACUAAAGAAGAAAGAAGUUUACAUUAAAUUAAAGUAGAAGAGAAUCCUCCUCAUUAUGGAAAUCACCUGCUGCUGGAACCUGUGAGAAGAUGUUUGUACAAUUCAUUUGAUACCCCCCCCCCUCUUUUGUUUUCCUUUUUUAUUUUUUUUCUCUCCUUUCUCUUGCUGAAUUAGAUUAAACGUGUGUUUUUUUUUUUUUUUUUAUCAGGUAAAUAUUAGGUAAUAGCUAUUUCAACCCGUUCUCCCCACAUUUUUUUUCUUUCACUAAGUUUUACUAUUUGUUUUUCUUCCUCUUUCUCCACCCAUCUUCAGCCCCCCCCCCUUUUUAAUUUUUUUUUUUUCUCCCAUUUUGAGGAUGUAAUAGUGAGAUAA